Danaus plexippus (monarch butterfly) is the source of this 1360-nucleotide messenger RNA. RefSeq names its product phenoloxidase-activating factor 2-like. Gene Ontology annotation, molecular function: serine-type endopeptidase activity. Lineage: Eukaryota; Metazoa; Arthropoda; Insecta; Lepidoptera; Nymphalidae. Bases 153 to 1340 code for a protein of 395 amino acids. The transcript is spliced from 9 exons. Gene Ontology annotation, biological process: proteolysis. The record is from RefSeq and is a predicted model, not a curated record.
CGGCGUCAUUAGCGGAUGUCAUUAUUAUAUCUGUGGCAUGAUUGACGUCAAAACAAAACCAUACAUGAUAGAUGACAGACCAAUGACCAGUCUCGUUUAAGUGUCCGUAUAGUUAAGACAUGUGAUUUUGUGUGAUAUAUAAAAUAUAUAAGAUGCACAAACUGUUGAUUAUCACAACAUGUUUAGUUUUGGUAAACACACAAAACAGCGGUGACCUCGAUUCCCUUCUGGGCGAGAUCUUCGACAAGCCGCCCAGGACGAACGUGAAACCAGGUUCCGGUCCGAAAUCCUGCGUGACGAAGGACGAGAAUCCCGGCGAAUGCGUCAUAUACUAUUUGUGCAACGAAAAUAAUACGAUAGUGACGGAUGGCUCUGACGUUAUAGAUAUUAGAAUGAAGACCGGGCAGUGCGAGUUUUAUUUGGACGUGUGCUGUGAGCUACCGAACAAGAAGAAUCCAGACGAGGUUAUCACACCUCCGCCACCUCCAGCGCGUAAAGAUUGCGGCUGGAGAAACCCGGACGGCGUUGGGUUCCGCAUCACAGGAGAUGACAACCAUGAGACAAACUUUGGAGAGUUUCCUUGGAUGAUCGCCCUUUUGAAACAUGAACCAGUCGAUCCAAACGACCCGAACAGUGAGACGCUAAACAUAUAUCUUGGGGGCGGUUCUCUCAUACAUCCGAGCGUGGUUCUGACAGCAGCGCACUACGUCGACAAGCCGCAGAAGCUUCGAGUGCGAGCCGGUGAAUGGGACACGCAGACCAGGCAGGAGAUAUACCCCUACCAGGAAAGGGAUGUGGCCAAGGUCAAAAUUCACAAGGACUACAACAAACAUACGUUGUUCUACGACGUAGCUCUGUUAUUCUUGUCGGUGCCAAUGCAGCUGGCGCCCAACGUGGGACUGGUUUGUCUUCCCGUGGAGAGGCAGCUCCCGCGGGCCGGCACUAAUUGCUUCGCCACCGGCUGGGGCAAAGACCAGUUCGGGAGGGAUGGAAAAUACCAGGUUAUAUUGAAAAAGAAAGAACUGCCGGUAGUUGAUCGCAACGCUUGUCAGAAAGCUCUCCGUAAGACUCGUCUCGGUGGACUGUUCGAGCUGCACUCGUCCUUCAUGUGUGCUGGAGGGCAGGGUUCAGACACGUGCACGGGCGACGGCGGCUCACCACUGGUCUGUCCAGUUGAGUACGAGAAGGAUCGCUACGAGCAAGUGGGGAUUGUAUCCUGGGGUAUCGGAUGCGGUCAGGAUGGUACUCCGGGGGUGUACACGGAUGUCAGCAAGAUGAGAGCCUGGAUCGAUGAUAAAAUUGUAGCAGAGGGUUACGAACCCAGGGCGUACGUGGCCUAGAAAUAAAUUAUCCAUGAAUA